CCGGAAGCCUAGUCUUGGAGGGGAGGAGGAGGAGGAGGGCCCUGGGAAAGAGGAAGCUCCACUCCAGCUGCUGCAGCUUUUGUACUGGGGCUAAAAUGGCGGCGGUGCAAACCCAGAGUGGGAUCCUGCUCAGUGCGUUGUGUCCGAAGUUCUUGCAUACAAACUCAACCAGUCACACCUGGCCUUUUAGUGCUGUUGCUGAACUUAUAGAUAAUGCAUAUGAUCCAGAUGUGAAUGCAAAGCAAAUGUGGAUUGACAAAACAAUUAUAAAUGAGAACAUAUGUUUAAUUUUUAUGGACAACGGAAAUGGUAUGAAUGCAGACAAGUUACAUAAGAUGUUGAGCUUUGGCUUCAGUGACAAAGUUACACUUAAUGGUCGUGUUCCAGUUGGAUUGUAUGGGAAUGGAUUUAAAUCAGGAUCUAUGCGUCUGGGAAAAGAUGCUAUUGUUUUCACCAAAAAUGGAGAAAUAAUGAGUGUGGGCAUGUUGUCUCAGACCUUCUUGGAAGUUACAAAGGCAGAGCACGUAAUUGUUCCCAUAAUAUCUUUCAACAAGAAACGGCAAGUAAUGAAACCAGAUCAAUCGGCAGCCAGCUUGAGGGCUAUUUUGGAAUAUUCAUUAUUUCCCACAGAAGAGGAGUUGCUUGCAGAGCUUGAUGCCAUUAUAGGGAGAAAAGGGACAAGAAUCAUCAUUUGGAACCUUCGAAGGGAGAAAAAUCAACAAACAGAAUUUGAUUUUGAUACAGAUAAAUAUGAUAUUCGGAUUCCUGCAGAUUUAGAUGAAGUAACAGGAAAAAGAGGAUACAAAAAACAAGAGAGGCAAGAUCAGAUUAUUCCUGAAAGCGACUAUUCAUUACGUGCUUAUUGCAGUAUUCUAUAUUUAAAGCCAAGAAUGCAGAUUAUUAUAAGAGGACAAAAAGUGCAAACACAACUGGUUUCCAAAAGCCUUGCCUAUAUAGAACGUGAUGUUUAUAAACCUAAAUUUUUGGCUCCCAAAACUGUAAGAAUUACCUUUGGAUUCAACUGCCGAAAUAAAGAUCACUAUGGAAUGAUGAUGUACCAUCGAAAUAGGCUAAUCAAGGCUUAUGAAAGAGUUGGCUAUCAGCUAAAGGCAAAUAAUAUGGGUGUAGGAGUAGUGGGGAUUAUCGAAUGCAACUUCCUAAAGCCAACCCAUAAUAAGCAGGAUUUUGAUUAUACUAAUGAAUACAGGCUUACAAUACAUGCUCUUGGUGAGAAGCUUAAUGAUUACUGGAAUGAGAUGCAAGCAAAGAAAACAGACUAUCCCUUGGAAGUGCUAGUUGAAGAUACUCAGAAACGGCCAGAUCAGACCUGGGUUCAGUGUGAUUCAUGUCUUAAAUGGAGGAAGCUUCCAGAUGGAAUAGAUCGAUUGCCAGAAAAAUGGUAUUGCUCAUACAACCCUGACCCUCAGUUCAGAAAUUGCAAUGUACCUGAAGAACCCGAAGAUGAUGAUUUAAUACCAUAUGAAAAAACACAUAAGAAAAAAGACAGGGAGAAACUAAAGAAAAGAUUGGAGUUUAGCCAACAGAUUUAUAAUGAAAUGUAUUUACAAACAUCUGCCUUGUCAAAUACAUCUCCAGCAAUGAGUGAAAGAUUAAAUGUAGAUGCUUCAAGUACAUCUCUUCCAAGGUCCCUAAACCCAUCAGAUAAUGCCCCAGUAUCUUCUCCUCAUUCUGACCCUGAAAACAGGUUUAAACGCAAACUUUCUAAUUCUGAGACACCGCUACCUUUUAAGAUCACAAGGGUAACUAGCCACGCAUUUGAGAACAGAAGGAAUGAUAAAGAUGAUGAUGAUGAUGUUAUCAUCUUGGAAGAAAACAGUACCCCAAAACCUGUAGAUAUCACAGAGUGCGAUAUCAAAAUAGUCAAAGUGGAAGGGGGCGCUGAUAUUGACUAUAGCGGCAUUGAAACAGAAGGUUCUACAAACAAAGAUGCUUGUUUGGAAGCAAAAAGUUCAAAAGGAACUACAGCAACACAAACGGAAAGGGAACAACUUGUAGUAAAGAAGGAAGAAAUGGAGGACACCAGAGAUAAAAGGCGAGACAUUUCAGAAUCUGAAAUACCCCAAGUAAAGCCUGUUCAGGUUUCAGAGCCUGUGAAUGUGGAUAGCAAAAUAAAUGAAUUGAGCAUUAAGUUGCAGUCUGCCAUUACUGAAAAAGAAAGUUACCAAAAACAGUGUAAUAACUUGUUGAAAGAGUUAAAGGAAGUAAAGCAAAAACUAGUGGAAAUGAAUGAUAAGCAUAUGAAAAAGGAAAUGUGCCAUCAGUCAACAGAAACAAAUAGUAUACUACCAGAUGAUGAACUAGAAAAAGGUAAAGAGAGAAGUCCAGAGGAGGUAUUAAUUCUCUACGAACAGACAUUGAAUGAAAUGAGAAAGUUGAAAGAACAGUGCAAUACUCUGCAAAAUUUAAAAACUGAAUGCAGUAAAUGUAAAAGUACAGACAAUAAAAGCGAGGUAGAUGACAUGGCUGUGCAACUUGAUGAACUUUUCAGACAGCUGGACAAGUGCAGCAUUGAAAGAGACCAGUACAAGAAUGAGAUCGAACUACUGGAAAUGGAAAAAAAUCAGAUGACUCUUCAGUGUGAAGAGCUAAAAGCAGAAGUCACACAGUUAAAAGCUUCAGUUCCACAAGUGGUAACACAUGCAAAUGAUCCUGUGGCUGGUAAUCUUGAAGAUUCUGUAAAUUUUUCUGAUGGGGAAAGCCUGAAGCUGAGAUCCCUGAGAGUUAAUGUGGGACUGCUGCUAGCAACAAUAAUGCCUGAUCUUGAUUUGCAGCAAAUGAAUUACGACGUUGAUGUGGUUGAUGAGAUUCUCGGACAAGUUGUAGAGCAAAUGAAUGAAAUCAGUAGUGCUUAAUUUUCUCUCCUGCAGUUACAACAUAGUUUGUUCAAUCGUCUGGGUUUUUUGAAGUUUCCAGUCUGAACGGAUUAUUCAUUUUAUGGCUAAUGUAAUCCUGAACACAGCAUUUGAAAUCAUGAGGUUAUCUUUUUAAGCUGUCGGUAACUGCCUCAAAGAACCCAUAUUUUUGGGGGGGACUGCAACAUUCAUGGAAGGGAAAUAGUCUUUUCCUUCCCUCCUCUUCAGUUGUUACUAGCCUCAGAAGGAAAAGUCCCAUUGUCUCCAAAAGAGAAAAUGUUUAGAUGCCUGUGAGACACUGACUUCUGGAAGGAAGGAUUAUGUUCAUCACCAUGUUUGAAAAAGAAGAGGUUAAAUACUACAUGCCACAGUUUACAUGAAGAAAUAUGGGUCACAUCUCUUAACAAAAAAGGCAUAUCUGAUUUCACCCUCAUUCCAAAUGCAGCAUUUAUUAAUCAGGACUCACCACAACUGCAUUGGGUCAAUUUCAACAUUUCUUACAGAUGUGUUUAGUUUUUAUAUUGUAUUCAGGAGUUAUACACAAAUGCUAUAUGCUGCUGUAUGCCUUUUUUAAGAGGAACAGUGGCAAGUAGAAUUUCCCCCCAAUAACUAGUAUUUUUUAGUGGCCUAUGAGUAUUUCUAAGCUUUGAUACCUAGUAAUGUAUUAUAACACUAUUUAAAAGUAUUGCAACAUGAUUCUUCGAAUAUAAGGUUACAUUUGUUUAAAAGGUAUAGAAGUUUAUGAAAAAUCAUGUGGCUUUAAGGAGUUAUUUUUCCAUAACCACCCCCCACCCCCCAAUAUUUUAAUGGCUUUUCUCAUUACUCAUUACUGUAUUCUUCAGUACCUGAAUGUACUGUAAAGUCUGGGUAAAAGCUUGUCUGUAUGGAUAAUAUUAUUUAAAUUUAUACUGUACAUUUACACUUUGAAUGAAAGUGAAUAAAUGGUAAUAAGUUUUUAUUUACAAGAAACAAAUCAAAAGAUGUAUAUUUUGUACUAAAUGGGGGGCAUUCUUGUGUUCUGUGCAACACAAAAAACAAGCAAAUGCAAAGUUUUCCUGUAAUAAAAAAUCCUCAUAAUCUA
Sceloporus undulatus (fence lizard) is the source of this 3954-nucleotide messenger RNA. RefSeq names its product MORC family CW-type zinc finger 3 (gene MORC3). Gene Ontology annotation, molecular function: zinc ion binding; ATP hydrolysis activity. The transcript is spliced from 17 exons. The coding region runs from base 96 to 2873 and encodes 925 amino acids. NCBI's taxonomy places the organism in Eukaryota, Metazoa, Chordata, Lepidosauria, Squamata, Phrynosomatidae. The record is from RefSeq and is a predicted model, not a curated record. Gene Ontology annotation, cellular component: nucleus; PML body.